UACAUAGAAAUUAUCUUAAUUUAGAAGUGCGGGAAAACUGACAGAUUUUCCCGCUUACAAUUUCAUGUACGAAUAAUUUUUAGUGCUAUGUAAUGAAUAUUGAUUUCAUGUAGUUUCAGAAUGAAUUUAGUGCAUUCUAUUGUAGAACGUGAAAAAGGAUUUGCAUCGAUACGUGAUUAUGAUAUUGCUUUAUAUCGUUUAAAAUGUUACGAACAUGAUGUAUAUCGAGGUAUAACGCCAAGUACAAAUGCACUUGAUUUCAAUCCUGAACCACCAGUUUUUGCAUGUCGAUUUUGUACUACAGAAGGAUACGAACAAAUAAUUGCUUUAGCAAAUGAAGAUGGAAAGAUUGCUUUACAAGAUACAAAUAUCAAAAGUAUUAAAUCAAAUCAACCAUUAGAAGGAACACAGGCACAUUGCAAUGCAAUAUUUGAUAUAGCUUGGAUGCCAGGAGAAUUAAAAUUAGUCACAGCAUCUGGAGAUCAUACUGCUAGAUUAUGGGAUAUAUCUACUACUGGUGAUAUUCGAUUAAUUAAUCAUUUUCAUGCUCAUACAAGAAGUAUUAAGACUGCAGUGUUUCGUUUUCAGGAUCAAGCUGUAUUUGCAACUGGAGCUAGAGAUGGUUCUAUAAUGAUAUGGGAUAUUCGAGCUAAUCAUUAUGAACGUCCUAAGCCAGAUAAUUGUAUUGCUAAUGCACAUAAUGUUGGAAUUCUAAGUAAUGUACGACAACGUAGGGUAAUCAGUCAUGCAUCUAGAGCACAAAGUAUUACUGGUUUAGCAUUUCAAGAUGAUUUUACUUUACUUUCGUGUGCUGCUGGAGAUGGUUUAAUAAAAGUUUGGGAUUUGCGUAAAAAUUAUACUGUUCACAAAAAAGAUCCCAUAGCUAAGCAUACAAUGAAUUAUACUGGACAUAGUACAAGAAAUGGAUUUUCAUCAUUAUUAAUAUGUCCAGCCAGAAUUACACUAUAUGCUAGUUGUAUGGAUAACAUUAUAUAUGCCUAUAAUAUAUCAUCUUAUAAUCCUAAACCAAUUGCAGAAUUUUAUGGACAUCAAAAUCGUACAUAUUAUGUUAAAACAUGUUUAAGUCCUGAUGGACGUUAUAUUGCAAGUGGUUCCAGUGAUGAACUUGCAUAUAUUUGGCAUACAAGCAAACCAGGAGCACCAGUUGUGCAACUUUCUGGACAUACUGAAGAAGUUACUUGCAUUGCUUGGUGUACUAUUGGAGAAACAAAAAUAGUUACAUGUUCUGAUGAUUCAUGCCAUCGAAUUUGGAGAAUUGGUUAUGAACAUAAAUUAGAUAAUGAAGAAAUAUUAAUACGUGGUAAUGCAGAAGUCAUUUCUAAUAAGAAUCCAUUAGAAAAUUUAAAACUUGAAACUACACCAACUGUUACACGGCGUUGCAUCACAUCUGAAGAACAUACUCCAGGAUCUGAUACUAUAUCUAAUAUUACACCUGGACCGAGUUCAUCAGAUGCUUACAAUCAAACAGAAGACAAUCAAAAUCUAUUUAAUAUUACUGGUUCAAUGAAAAGAAGUUAUUUCCAAAUGACCAAUGGAUCUUGGUCUGAUGAAAAAUUUAAGUCAAUUUUAUCUCCUAUAGAAGAGAAUCUCACAUCCAUUACAAAACGUAUUCAUUUAGAAAAUCGUGGAGCACGAAGAUUAUUUAGUCCAUAUAAUGAUAAUAAUUCGUUAUUAAAUAGAGGUUACGAAUCUGAUGAACCAACUACAAGUUUAUCAAAUAUAGAAAGUAGAAACAGCGAAAUUAGUUUUUCACCUACGCUAAAUCUUCCGAACUUCGUUAUUGAUGGUACAGCGCCACAUUUACUUCAAUUAUCUCCAGAAAAAUAUAAAGAAAAUGUUGAUUGGUUAACAAGAAUGCGAAGAGAAAAAUAUGAACAAAAAAUGAGGAAAACAAUGUCAGAAAAAUUGCCUAGUCCUGUUUCUUGUACAAUGCUUACUAGGAGAAAUACUAGGUCACGAUCAACAGAACCACAAAAAAUAUCUAAAAUACCGAGAAGUCCAACACUUUCUUUAUUGAAUUUUUUUAAAGUUACUGGUAAAGAUUGUGAAACGAAUAUAUUAUAAUAAUGCUAAUAUAAUACAUUUUACAAAAUUUUGGAAAUUAUCAUGAAUUCUUCUUAUUAGAUUAUGUUUUAUCUAUGUUAAAAUUCAUAUAGAACUUUUAUUAAAAAUAUUUGUUAGGAAUAUGUUUUACAAUACAAAAUUAUAUCCAAAAUAUCAAUCAAUGAAUGUGAUAUGAAUUUCAGCGCGCUUUCUCAUGUUUAUGAUGUGGUACCUUAUAAAAUAAAUAAGACUUACAAUAAUAAAUAUCAUAAUGUAAGAUAAAUAUAACAUAAAA
Molecule: messenger RNA, 2359 nt
Organism: Apis dorsata (giant honeybee)
Lineage: Eukaryota; Metazoa; Arthropoda; Insecta; Hymenoptera; Apidae
Gene: l(2)dtl
Product: protein lethal(2)denticleless
Exons: 8
Coding region: 121-2085 (654 amino acids)
Biological process (GO): mitotic G2 DNA damage checkpoint signaling; proteasome-mediated ubiquitin-dependent protein catabolic process
Cellular component (GO): nucleus
Molecular function (GO): protein binding; protein-macromolecule adaptor activity
Source: RefSeq, a predicted model, not a curated record